UCUGAUCUCUUCCGGAUCGAAAAAAUAGCUGUAGCACUUCGAUGAAUUAGAAGUUCUAGCAUUUGGACUCUUUUUAUCUACAAAUACAUGUUAAACCAAGAAAGUUUGGAACAUUUCAAAUCCAUAAUAUUUCAUUGCUUCGUUGUGUAACCAUAUGAUACAGUGAUGCCGGGGCUCAGUUGUAGGUUCUAUCAGCACCGGUUCCCAGAAGUGGAGGAUGUGGUGAUGGUCAAUGUGCGCUCCAUCGCUGAGAUGGGCGCCUAUGUAAGCCUUUUGGAGUACAACAACAUUGAGGGCAUGAUCCUCCUGAGUGAACUGUCGCGUCGACGCAUCCGCUCCAUCAACAAGCUCAUCCGCAUAGGUCGCAAUGAGUGUGUGGUGGUCAUCCGAGUGGACAAAGAGAAGGGAUACAUCGAUUUAUCAAAGAGAAGAGUUUCACCAGAGGAGGCCAUCAAGUGUGAGGACAAAUUCACCAAAUCCAAAACUGUGUACAGCAUCCUGAGGCAUGUGGCAGAGGUUCUGGAAUACAGUAAAGAUGAGCAGCUGGAGAGCCUCUUCCAGCGCACUGCCUGGGUCUUUGAUGAAAAAUACAAGCGGCCCGGAUACGGCGCUUACGACGUCUUCAAACAGGCCGUGUCGGACCCUGCCAUCCUGGACGGCCUCGACCUGACGGAGGAGGAGAGAAACGUACUCAUUGACAACAUCAACAGGCGACUCACGCCGCAAGCCGUCAAAAUCCGAGCAGAUAUUGAGGUGGCCUGCUACGGGUAUGAGGGCAUCGACGCAGUGAAGGAAGCACUGAGGGCAGGUCUGAGCUGCUCUACUGAAGUCAUGCCCAUCAAGAUUAACCUGAUUGCCCCCCCACGAUACGUGAUGACCACAACCACUCUGGAGCGUACAGAGGGCCUGUCUGUCCUCAACCAGGCCAUGGCUGCCAUCAAGGAGAGGAUUGAGGAGAAGCGGGGCGUGUUCAACAUCCAGAUGGAGCCUAAGGUGGUGACGGACACUGAUGAGACAGAGCUGGCGCGCCAGCUGGAGAGGCUAGAGAGGGAGAACGCCGAGGUGGACGGAGACGAUGAUGCCGAGGAGAUGGAGGCCAAAGCAGAAGAUUAGAGCCCCAGAAGAGGCUGGCUGGGAGAUGAGAGAGAGGAGAGAGAUGGACAGACAGACCUGGCCAUAGUAGCCCAUUCCCAACAGAUGUUAAUUUACAUCAUAUUGCAACAUUAAACAAAGUGUCCCAUGUCAGUUAGAAUAGAGCAAACACAGGACGGUUUACUGACUUAAUUGAAAUUAAACCACUAAUGACAUUUCAUGUUUACCACCAUUUUGACCACAAAGAAUACAAAUUUGGAUAAAUUAUACCCUUUUAUGCAUAGAAAAGUUAACAAACAGUGGCCUUCACUUUCUUGCUAACGAGCCCUGGUGUCUUCAGUGUCCAUGGCGCUUCAUCUCUCGAUGGUCACAGGAAGUGAGACAGACGCCAAAAGUUCAUGUCUGUAAUACUGGCUGGCUGUGGGUGGUUGUUUUGUGCUAGUCCUCCUACAGUUGGGGAUUUUUACUGGCAGGAUGGAUUUUGCUUUUGUUUAGCUCAUAAGACAUUAAUAAAGUUCUGGAAGUUUUGAUCUCAA
Messenger RNA from Osmerus eperlanus (European smelt), 1628 nucleotides. It is a transcript of the gene eif2s1b, whose product is annotated as eukaryotic translation initiation factor 2, subunit 1 alpha b. Gene Ontology annotation, molecular function: ribosome binding; translation initiation factor activity; RNA binding. The coding region runs from base 166 to 1113 and encodes 315 amino acids. Gene Ontology annotation, cellular component: eukaryotic 48S preinitiation complex; eukaryotic translation initiation factor 2 complex. NCBI's taxonomy places the organism in Eukaryota, Metazoa, Chordata, Actinopteri, Osmeriformes, Osmeridae. The record is from RefSeq and is a predicted model, not a curated record. Gene Ontology annotation, biological process: translational initiation. The transcript is spliced from 8 exons.